AUGAUUGGCAACCGCCAGACAACGCCGAGCUCGUUCUGUUCAUCUGAAACAACUGAGCAACAAGAUACAAGAUUGGAAACCGAUAGACAACUUCACGCACGAGCGCGUUCAUCUGAAACAACUUAUCAACGAUAUGCAAGAUUGGAAACCGACAGACAACUUCAUGCUCGAUACGGACGAAUUACUCGCACAGAUUUGAAUCUSGGUGCAUUCCAUCACGAUAAUGAGGUACCAGGUAUAUGCUGUGCUGGUGGAAAUGUAAAAUUACCAGAAUUACAUCAACCACCCGAACCAUUAUCAACGCUGAAAUAUGAAGGCAGCGGUGGUGCUUGGUGCCCGAAGGGUAUGAUAUCGAACGAUGGUCGACAGUAUUUGGAGGUUAACCUGCAAGGAUUACACGCGGUGACAGCCAUCAAAAGCCAAGGUCGGCACGGCAACGGGUCUGGCAGAGAGUUCGCUGAGGAAAUAAUGAUAGACUAUUGGAGACCUGGUUCCAACAAGUGGACGCGGUGGAAAGGCAGAGACGGUAAACAGGUUUUGCAAGCCAAUAGAGACACGAAUACAAUAGUAGACCGAUCCUUGGUGCCGGCAAUCAUAGCAUCAAAAAUCCGUUUAGUGCCUUACAGCGGACAGCCGCGCAUGGUUUGCCUUCGAGCUGAAAUCAUCGGUUGUUAUCAUUACGAAGGUGUAAUCAGCUAUUCGGUAAUACAGGGUGAUGUAAAAGACACGGGUUAUGAUGGUCGUGAAGAAGGCGGUAUAUUGGUCGGUGGUAUAGGACAACUCUGCGACGGUCGAUACGGAAUCGAUGAACCGUUCGUGAAAAAAUACAACGAAUGGGUCGGAUGGAAAAACGACACUAUGGGCUAUGGGUCAUCAGUAGAAAUGACUUUCGAGUUUGACAUCGUCAGGAACUUCACCGCCUUGUACAUGCACUCCAACAACGACUUUCGUCAAGGUGUUCAAGUUUUUUCGCACGCCAAAGCUUAUUUCAGUGUGGGUGGCGAACACUUCUUCCCGGAACCCGUAUCGUACACGUACCCGGCGGACACCAUCAUGCCCGAGGCCCGAAACGUCACGGUCAAACUUCACCACCGGACCGGCAGGUUCCUUAAACUACAACUGUUUUUCGCCAAUAAAUGGAUGAUGAUCAGCGAGAUAUCGUUUGAAUCAGUUGUAAUGCCUGGAAUUUGGCCCCCCGAGGAAGCGGAAGAGCCGAUUUUCUUCCCGAACGACAAUAGCGUCAAGUCGAACAACGGAGGCAACGAAUUACAAAGGGACGAAGUUAAAUCGGCCGACCAUAAAGAAGAGAGAAACACACCUGUUGGAGGUUUGCCUCAACACACCAAAAAUCGGGAAGAUGGUGUAAUCGGCAGUAGUGGUGGUGGCGGCCACCGACUGAUAAGUUUGCUAGUGGGUGCGCUAUCGGCGGCCACCAUACUGGCCGGCGCAUCAGUGGCAUUUGUGAUGGUCCGCCGACGUCGGCUAAUCCAGCAAGUAUCCCGACGCAGUCGAAGCUCGUCAUUCCAAGAGUGUACGGGUGACAAACCACAUCUGCCACCGGCCAUACACCUGACGGAACUACCAGUGCGGGUGAACGCCAACGGACACGUAUAUGGUCAAGUAGACUUGGAUGACGAUUCGGACAAGAGCAACAGUAAUUACCAAAGACCAUAUGGUGUAGCACGCCGACCAUCGGUGCUCUUAAGUCCAGAUUAUACGGAUGUUCGGGACAUCGUCGCCCAAGAAGAAUAUGCCAUACCACACGUUCGACGGUCGACCUCCAAAACGUUAACGCUGCACAGAAGUCAAAUGUCCGUACAGGAAGACUCGUUGCCACGUAAUCACCAGACGUUGGAGAAGUAUUAUGCCGCAUCGGAUGUUUGCCAGGUAAAUGCUCCACCACCACCCCGAUCGCCACCACCUACGUCAUCCAGGUCGAGUAGCAGCAGAGGAGGAGGUGCCAGCAAUGCGUCCACUUGUCCGCUUACCAGGUCCGACGACACGCUUUGYCAGUUACCACCAGAAAUCCCCCGGGAAUACCUGGGCGUCGUCCAAACACUGACAAAGACGCAUUUUGGAGAGGUCCAUUUGUGUGAAAUGAAAACACCAUCUGACGAAAUGCUACAGCCAACUAAGUCUGUCAAUAAGACGUGCAAGUUGGUCACCGUGAAGUCGCUGAGGAAAGGCGUGUCUGAAUCGACCAAGCACGAUUUUUACGACGAAGUAGAAUCACUGUGGAAAAUCAGAGAUCCAAAUAUCACUAGAGUACUAGGAUGCUGCCUAACCGAGGAACCAUUCUGUAUAAUAACCGAAUUUAUGGAACAUGGCGAUCUGAAUCAGUUUCUACAGGAACACAUAGCCCUGACCGCUGCGCCAAUACCACCGUACGCGAAAACUUUAAGUUAUGGAUGUCUAAUACACAUGGCCACCCAAAUAGCUUCGGGGAUGAAAUAUUUAGAGGUUAUAAAUUUCGUCCAUCGCGAUUUGGCUGCAAGAAAUUGUUUGGUUGGUCCCAAUUAUACGGUCAAAGUGUCCAAUAUGAGUCUGAGCAAGAGUGUUUACUCAGCGGACUAUUUUGACUUUGAGGGGAGGCCUUCGCUACCGAUCCGCUGGAUGUCAUGGGAGAGCAUACUUUUGAACAAAUAUACACCGAGGAGCGACGUUUGGUCAUUUGCCGUCACACUGUGGGAAAUACUGACAUUCGCCCGAGAACAGCCAUAUGAAGAACUCAGUGACCAACACGUGAUUGACAACGUCACCAGGCUGUACCAGAACGAUGGAAAUUUUAUCUUAUUGCCUCAGCCCAUCAAUUGCCCGAAAGAAAUUUACGAUCUCAUGUGUGAGUGUUGGCAGAGAGACGACAAAAGUCGUCCAAAUUUCCGAGAAAUACAAUUAUUCUUACAGCGGAAAAAUUUAGGAUAUAAGCCUGAAUGUGACUCUUAAAAUAUAAGCUUAAAAAAUCAUAAUAUUGUUAAUAUCAUUUAUAUGUUAAAUGUUUGUUUAAAGCUUCAUUAUAAUAUACCUAUUAUACAUAUUUUAUAUACAUGUAUAUUUUGAAUUGUAGGCUCGUAUUUCGUUCCAUGUUUAUGUACCCUAUAUUUACGUAUUUUUUUACGCGUAUACGUAUUAUAAAUUAUCGUAUAUGUAAUAUUUUGUUAUAAAGUGUAAAUAUCAUUUUUAUCGAGUUUUUGAAUAAUUUAAGUUUUACGUUUGAUUUUUAGCGUUAUCGUACGAAAUAUCGCUUCCAGGCAUAUUUACUAGGCAUUAUAGUGAGAUUACGAACGAUGAUCGCCAGACCUAUUGUAUUUUUGUAUACAGUUGGCGAUCGCCGUAAAAUAUUAUGAUUAACGUUUGCAACAUAUCUAAUUGGUAAAAUACAUUCUUCAUUUUCGUUAAGUAGAAUCGAUCGACCUCUUAGUUUUCAUCGUAUAUUAUAUAAUAUAGGUAGUAAUUUAUAGUUUCGAACCCAUUAUAAUACACAAGUACCCAUAUAUAACAUAAUAAUAUACGAAAAUGUAAAGGUACUUGUCACUAUUUAGUAUUUUGUAUAGCUUACAGUGUUGUAUACUUUAUGUUAUAAUAUUAUAUUAAUAUGUAAAAUCAAAAUAGAUUAACGUUCUUCGUUUAAACAUUUUAUCCAUGAACUUCGUUGUUACACUGUACCUGGAAACCUACCAAUAUAAAAAUAUAACUAUACAUUACUUUUCGUAGUUGCCGGAUUUGUAAUAAUUAGUAUUAGAAAAUAAUAUGUUAUUCUUAAAUUAGUAUAAAAAA
Molecule: messenger RNA, 3774 nt
Organism: Diuraphis noxia (Russian wheat aphid)
Lineage: Eukaryota; Metazoa; Arthropoda; Insecta; Hemiptera; Aphididae
Product: discoidin domain-containing receptor 2-like
Biological process (GO): protein phosphorylation; cell surface receptor protein tyrosine kinase signaling pathway; positive regulation of kinase activity
Cellular component (GO): signaling receptor complex; plasma membrane
Molecular function (GO): ATP binding; protein tyrosine kinase collagen receptor activity; collagen binding
Source: RefSeq, a predicted model, not a curated record